Messenger RNA from Metschnikowia bicuspidata var. bicuspidata NRRL YB-4993, 2214 nucleotides. It is a transcript of the gene NUP85, whose product is annotated as Nup85p. Gene Ontology annotation, cellular component: nuclear pore outer ring. Gene Ontology annotation, molecular function: structural constituent of nuclear pore. NCBI's taxonomy places the organism in Eukaryota, Fungi, Ascomycota, Pichiomycetes, Serinales, Metschnikowiaceae. The record is from RefSeq and is a predicted model, not a curated record. The coding region runs from base 1 to 2214 and encodes 737 amino acids. Gene Ontology annotation, biological process: mRNA export from nucleus; positive regulation of DNA-templated transcription; protein import into nucleus. The transcript has a single exon.
AUGCAAUUCGAGGAUAUCGAGAUGCUUGAGGUGCCAGACGACCUGUCUGUGACACUGGAGAACCACACAGAAUCAAUUUCGGAUUCUGGCAGUGAUCAGCAUGCGGUCCCUGCAAAAGAGUACCCAUCGUUCCAGGAAUGGCUAGAGGGACAGAAAAACAUCCAGUUUCAAUUCAACAAAUCCGAGUACAAGAAGUCGUACACGCAUCCCAGCGAUUUCGGGAACGCCCAGUCGGCGUACAUCACCAGCCUAUAUAAGUCCGUGGAGGCGUUGGCGGCGCAAAAAAUCGGCAUUCUCGCGGCGCCUGCUGAUGACGAGGCCCAGAUCGGCGUGAUUUCGUCGGCAAAGAAUUUCGGCAAAAGCAAGGAAAGACAACACAAUGACUCGUUGAUAAACAGCGCGUUCUGCAAGCUUGUGGAGGCAUUUUCUGCGUUCUACGACACGGUCAAGUAUCAAGUUUCCGAUGACGAAGCGCGCAAUUACGAGAGCCUUGCGUCGCUUCUUGGGUGCAUCCAGGCAAACUGGUUUGCGCUUUCGGAAAGACAGAAACCCGAGGAAAUUGCCGAGUGGGUCAACCGGUAUGACCCCAAGCCGGAAAACGAUUUUAUCGACGCGGUGAUGUACAACAACCCCACUCCGUAUACGCACUCGCAGUUCUGGACCUCGUAUAUGGGCACUCUCCUUGCCCGCGGCAUGUUCGAACAGGCGGAGUCGUCGCUCCGCGCAUGCAAAUACGAGGCACUCGAGCAAGAGUGCCCCGAGCUUUAUGUGAUCAUUCAGGAUUUCACCACGCUCGUUGGAAACUACCAAGUCAUGGCCUUGAAGGGCCAGUUUGCCGAGUGGAAGUACACCGUGUGCGAGUUCCGGGAAAACUACAAGACCAUGAAAGCGGGGAUCACCGACUUGGCCCACACGUCCAUGGCGCUGCAGAUCCACGAUCUCCUCUGCCUUUUGAGUGGGUUCCCCAAGACUACUGCAUCCUUUGUCUCCACGUGGUAUGAGAUGUACGCGGCCCUAGCGCUCUUCCAAGUCCGUGACGAUGAGUCCGUGUACCCCGACUACUACCGGUUGGCCAUAGCCGAGAAAGGCAGCAAUGUGUCGUCGGAAUUGGAGCAGGCGUUCAGAGACGUGAUCUCCCAGAAGUUCCUCCGUGUGGUGCUUGCGGUGGAUUCCCACGACCCAGCCACCGCGGCGUACGUCAGCAAAUUGCUCGAGCUCAAGGGCUUUUUCUCGUCGUACUACGUCGAUGUGACCGAGAAGAUGCUCGAUGGACCUGCGUCUUUGACCAAGAGAUACGUGUCGGACUAUUUGCUCACUAGGCAUGCGUACGAGUGCUUGGAAGUGCACCAGUUGGUGCCUGUCGGGCUUGGCAUUUUGUUGACACCCGUGGUUUCAGAGUCCCAGGAAAACACAGCCCAGUCGAAGCUCGUGGUCAGCGAGUUUUUGCCCCAAUACCAGUGCUCCACCAAUGAUGACCUCGAGUGGGCACUUACUAUCUGUGCAAAGCUCGGCCUCACCGGCAUCAUCAGAAAGCUUUUCUUGAAACAGGGCGAGAAAUCGUUGAAAGAUGGUCACCUUUUCGAGGCAUUAAACAUGCUUGUGGGUUGCUACGAAGAGACUGUGUCGUCCGAAGAGACAGCCAGUGCUUUGGCGGAUAUCCAGCACAUUGUCUGGGAUCUACUAUUCCAAGAUUGCUUGCUCAAUAGCACUCCUGUUCCCGACGAGCUCUUGAUGAACAUUGUGUUGAACAAUGUCGAUCCAGAAUUCAAAAUCCACUCUGUCAUCAGGCAAUGCAUUGCGCCAUACGCGGUCCUUGCCGAGUUUUUCAUGGCGGCGACAGACGUGGAGGGCUUUUCCCAGAAUGUUUCCAGGCUUUUCCACUUGAUCCGGUUCAACUACAUGCCACGAAAGUUUACGUCGUUGCUACUAGCCCAGUUUCUCCCGUUGAUCCCGAAGCAGAAGUUCGAAAUGCCGCAAUUAGUUAUAAUAACCGAACUCAUAGAUGCUUUCGAAGCUCACUGGAAGGCGGACCCCGAAGAUUGCAACGAGCUCUAUGAAUUUGCUGUUGAGAAUGUUCCUCAGGACGUCAAUCACGAUUGGAGGGUGCAGUUGCAAAGGGACGAGCAACAACUUCCGGCAUCAGUGAACGAUUUGAUCAGAGACUUGAGGGAAAAGAUAGUCGCCAAAAUUGGCAUGGUGUACAUCAGGACAUAA